CCGAUCACCAAGCAAUUCUUGGUGAAACAUGACGAAGGCAGCGGCUGUUUCGGUUCAGGUCUCGGUACAUGAACUAGAGCAUCACACCAAGCUAGCCCUUCAAGUGUUAGGGUAUUCACCUAAGGAGUCCGCCAUCAUCCAGCGCGUCUUAUUGUAUGCCCAACUUCGCGGCAACACGCAAGGGGUGGUGAAACUUGUGACCAAAUCGUUAGACAAGAGCCCACAUUGCCUCGCGAAAGAUAUCGCCAUGGAGCAGGACACGCCGACUACUGCUGCUGUGAAUGGCAACCAGCAUUGCGGCAUGCUCGUCGUGCAGCGAGCCACUGACAUUGUCAUUUCAAAAGCAAAGGCCACCGGAGCCAGCGUCGUCACCUGUCGCAACUACGCCACAUCCACCGGAGCAAUUGGUUUCUACGCGCAGGAAAUUGCCCGCCAUGGGUUGAUUGGGCUCGUCUUUAGCGGGUCGCCCGAGCUUGUGGCACCGCAUGGUGGCACGCAGCCCCUGUUUGGCACAAACCCCAUUGCCAUCGGCUUCCCAAGAGCGAACCAUGACACUCCGUUGGUGAUGGACCUAGCCACGUCGGCAAUCUCGUACUUUGCAAUCAUUUUGGCCAAGUUGGCCAACCAAACCAUCGCAGACAACGUCGCCAUCGACACCCAAGGCACACCCACGACCGACCCCGCUGCCGUGCAUGCCAUUUUGCCGUUUGGGGGGCAUAAAGGAUCGGCGUUGGCGCUGGCAGUGGAACUGUUUAGCAAUGCGCUGGCUGGCGGGGCUAUUCACGACAAGGACAACGCCAACGAUUGGGCCAGCUGUGUGAUUGCCAUCGACCCCACUCGGUUUCAUGCAAACCUAGGUGACUUCACGUCGCGAGUCGAGCAAAUCCUCGGGCGGGUCAAGUCCAACUCUCCGAUAGCCCCCGGAGCCCCCCUGUGGUUACCCGGCGAGCGUGGAAACAGCAUCUACAAUCGACAUGUGACCCAAGGCACGAUCGCCAUGGAGUCAUCGCUGUGGCGACAACUCCAAGAGUUUACCGCUGUGGCAAAGCCCUCCCGCUUGUAAACGACGUGCAAGCCUCGGUCACUUCACGAUUUGGGGGAGUAAUUCCCUCAAAUAAACGACGUGGUUGUGUGUGCCCCGUGUGAUACAGCUAUGUUUUGGAGGCUAGAGCUGUGACGACUUGAAAUUUUGUCAGGUCUGUAGCCACUACAACAUUUCUGAAGGGGUGCAAUUGUCAAACCACCAUAGUAAACGUUACUUAUCAUGAAGUACGCCAAGCGUUGGAUUGGU
Molecule: messenger RNA, 1291 nt
Organism: Aphanomyces astaci
Lineage: Eukaryota; Oomycota; Saprolegniomycetes; Saprolegniales; Verrucalvaceae
Exons: 3
Coding region: 29-1063 (344 amino acids)
Molecular function (GO): oxidoreductase activity
Source: RefSeq, a predicted model, not a curated record